AAGCGAGGAAUGAUGAUUGUUAAAAUUGAAAAUUACGUAGUUUGCCCACCCUGAAAACGUUGAUAAGUUAAAGAUCAAACCACAUUUGAUACACAUCAGGAUUUAGGAAUGAAAAUCUACUACAAUUUUCGUUCAUGCUUAUAUUCGAUCAGAGUUUGAUAAAGUCAACGCAAAAAUUGAAAAGACAACACAAAAAAAGGAAGAAAACGGAGGGUUGAAAUCAUGAGAAAAGUUGUUAUUGUUUGUGUCAAUGGGACAAAUGACCACCUGAUGGAUAUGAUCCAGUGUAAUGACGCCAAGGCGCGAAACUUUAUAAGAUUAUUCAACUACAUAAUGAAAGUCAUGUUAAAACCACGAGAAGUUAAACUUGAAUCCUAACUUCAUUAGUAUUUUCUCUGAUAGCAUAUUUUUUAAUUUUGUAAAUAUGCAUUAAAAUGACCUCUAAGCGAAAAUCUAAAAGAUGUUGAUCGUCCAGCUUUGUGCACUCCUGAAAAGAAUUCUUGGUGUUGGUGUGUUACUUGACUCUGAUGAUCAAAGGAUGUCAAAAUAUCAAUCAUUUACAACACCAACAGUCGUUUUCAGGACUGCUCUAACCUAGAAGAUCUACAUCUACAAGCAAUUAGCUUUACUCAUGUUUUAUUUUUCACCAUCAUCUCCUGUAGGAAAGGGAGAAAAAAUGUUAAUUAUACUGAUAUGAGCUCCAAUUGUGAAAGUGAUGGUAAUGUAUUAUGAUUUUGAAGUUGAUUUUGAACCACAAACAAAGAAGGCGAAGCAUAAAGAGAAGGAAAUGAACAAAGAGAAGAAAGGCGAGAGAAGGCCUUCCGUCCGUGAAAAGUUGUACCAAAGAGAUAUAGAAAAGGCAAUUGAAAUGUCGUUAAUAAGUACACCUUGUGACAGAAAGGAUAAUGAUGUUGGACAAAAUGAAAGCAGUCUUAUCAAAAUAAACAUUGAAAGUAUUGAUGAUGAUGCACGCGACACCUGCGAUGCACGUGACACCUGCGAUAAGAGUAGUGCUAAAGUGAACAAGAUUCAUGACAAUGAUGUCGAAAGUGAUUCCAAUGAAGAAAAAAUUGUGAACCUGAAGAAAGGCAAGAAAAUGUCUGGUGGGAGUCAUAUGUUUUCCGAGUCAUCCGACUACAAAUGCACCCCUGUUGUUGGUACAAAGGAGAAAAAGUCAUCACCUAUAAAUUCUUCGAAAGAGAACGUUAAGCAUUUGAAAGAUGAAGGGAAAAUUUCCACAUUUUCUUGCGUUGGUACAAAGGAGAAAAAGUCAUCUCCUACAAAUUCUACCAAAGAGAACGUUAAACAUUUGAAAGAUGAAGGGAAAAUUUCCACAUUUUCUUGCGUUGGUACAAAGGAGAAAAAGUCAUCACCUGUAAAUUCUUCUAAAGAGAGCGUUAAGCAUAUGAAAAAUGAGGGGACAAUCUCAACAUUUUCUUCACCUAAACUGUUUACAAACAAAACCAGCGGUUCUUUUUUUCUUGGCGGUGUUAAAAUUAAGAAUCCAGGUCCGCCAUUACGUGUAGGGCUAUCAAGAAACCAUAAAGUAAAACCGCUUCACAAUAACGUUACGCUUUCUCAAUAACAACUUACUUACACCAAAAUAUUUUAUCUCUGUUUUGAUAAAAUAUGUGAAAUGAGUUGUAGGUGAUUUGUAAAUAUUUCAAUGUAUAAUAAACAUUGUAAUUAUACACUAAAAAAAACCUCAAAACAUGUCGUUAUGGCCAA
Molecule: messenger RNA, 1728 nt
Organism: Xenia sp. Carnegie-2017
Lineage: Eukaryota; Metazoa; Cnidaria; Anthozoa; Malacalcyonacea; Xeniidae
Product: RAD51-associated protein 1-like
Exons: 6
Coding region: 716-1585 (289 amino acids)
Source: RefSeq, a predicted model, not a curated record